Molecule: messenger RNA, 3448 nt
Organism: Frieseomelitta varia
Lineage: Eukaryota; Metazoa; Arthropoda; Insecta; Hymenoptera; Apidae
Gene: Cnb
Product: CAP-Gly domain-containing linker protein 1-like
Exons: 7
Coding region: 139-3351 (1070 amino acids)
Biological process (GO): centriole replication; mitotic cytokinetic process; regulation of cilium assembly
Cellular component (GO): centriole; centrosome
Source: RefSeq, a predicted model, not a curated record
AAUUCAAUUAUUUGUUUACAUUGCUUACUCUUUUGUAAGGAUGUAUAAAAAAUUGUGUAAAUAUUGUGUACAUAUAAAUUUUAUUGGAGUAUACGAUAAUUGGAUUUGAUUUGCUUUGGUGAAAGGAAAUUUAAAUGGAUGAUGAGUGAUUCUGAUGAUACUGAUGUUUUGCUCUUAAUUCCACCUGACCUGUUCCUUGUACCAUCAUCUUCAGAAUCUGAUGUUUGUUCUAAUCAAGUGAAAGAACGUUAUAAUAAUAAAAGAACUGGAGUGAUAUCAGAACUUGUGGAGCAUAUGCAAUCAUUAGAAAGCAGAAUUUCUGCUAUUGAAUCCAACAAUACUAGCUUAGAUGCUAUUCUUUUAAAUAAUUCAUUGGAAUCGCAAAUUCAGAGUGAUUCAGUUGGCAAAUUUAGGCAAACAUUACCUAAAACUAAAUUUUCUGUGAGUGAAAACUGUGGCUUACAAAAUACACCUGUAAAACCUAGCCGAUCCUUAUCUGUUCCAUCAACUCCUAAUAGUCACUCAUUGCCAAACUGCAUCAAUAACUCUCAUCAGAAUGACAUGAACUUGGGGAAUCGUCCUUUUGUGUCUAUAAGUACUAAUGCAACUAAUGCUAAUGAACAUGAUGAAUAUAAGCAUGACUCUUUAACAUCCCAGUCCCCUGUGGUGGUUUCCUCUACUGCUUGCAAUGUGGGUUUUCCGCAUGUUACUGUUACUUCUUCUGAAGGGAAAUUCCAUUCUUGUUCAAUUAAUUGUAGAAAUACAAAUAAUAUAUGUGUUAAGCUUCCUUCGAAACAAUUGCAUUCAAUGCCAUCAACUUUACUUAGCACAACAGAACAACUGCAAUCACAUUCUAAGACUAGCAUACCAGAAAUGGAACUCUCUGAAGUCGAUGAACUACUUCAAGAGAUGGAAGCCACUGAAUUAGAAUUAUCGAAAAGGAUAAAUAGGGCUUCUAAGCAUCAUUGUAUUAAGGAACAAAAUAGUACAUUAUCUAAUGAGAGUAAUAGCUGUCUUAAAAGCAAAGAUCAUGACACUACACAUAGACAAUCUGUUAUUCGAAAAUUGGAAUUUAAGCCAUAUGACUCAAGUGAAUCUCACGAUGUUUUAUCACUAAAAUCAAACAAAAAAUCUGAGGUUUUUGCUGAUAUAUCAUUGCCAUAUAAUGAUUCAUUUCAAAUGAAUGAGACUGAUAAAAUAAUCUCAGAAUUUAAAACAUGGGAGCAAAAUACACAAUAUCAAGUUUCAAAGACUGAAGAGAUAGAAAGUACAGAUAAAUCAGUGAAUUCGAACAAUAUUGAAUCAGUUAUUAAAACAACUGAUGUAGAGAAAGAGGAACUAAUUAAUCAACAAAUUUCAAAUGUGGACAGUGUAAAUAGUAUAAAUAAUCUGCAUAAUACUCAAGCAAAUAAUAUACAUAAGAAAUUAGAUAUUUCAUUACAUAAUGAAUUAGUGCAAUGCAAUACUGCAACAAAAAGUACUGAAUGUAAUUCAUUAUAUUUACCAGAGUCUUAUAAAAGUUUGCAACAAAAUGGAAAUGUGCUAUAUACGAACCAAGUACAUGAUGUACCAUUUGUUAAGAAUAUUGCUCAUGCUUCAACAAAUACAGAAUUUUUACCAAGGAAAUCCCAAAGGCUUCUGUCAUUAUCAGACUUUUGGGAAAGUAAUGGUAAUAAAACAGAAGGAGAGAUAUACAAAAUUAAAUUAGAAGAAGAAAAAUUCCGUCGGGAGCAUUGUGAACAUUUAAUUCAAGAACUGCAAAAGCGAUUGCUAGAACAGCAAGAGAAGGUAGCAGUAGCGCUGAGGGUAGAUAAUGAAAAGAAUGAAUUGAUAGCACAAUUUCAUAAUGCAUGGUCUAAAUUGAAACAGCAGUUACAUGUGUUAGAAAUUGAACAUAGUGCUUUACAAACAAAUCUUAAGAAUGUAACAGAGAAACAUCAAUUAGAAAUUUCCGAGUUUCAAUCACAGAUCAAACGUUGUGAAGGUGAACUAUCAAAAGCUUUAGAUCUUGCAGCUGGAUAUAAAGAAAAAAAUGACAUUGCAACGAAGGAAAAGGUGAAGUUAUUAAAAAAUCAUGCAGAUGAAUUAGAAAAUUAUAAAUCAUUUGUGCAAGAAGCAGAAAAUAGAUGUGAAAAAUUGAAAGUAGAAUAUAAUAAAUUAGUAGAGAAAAAUCAACAAUCUGAAGAAACAUUAAGAACGGUUCAACAAGAAUUACGCAAAGAACGAUUAAAAGGUGGAGAAGUUAGAAAUGAAAUGGAUGUUAUUCACAAAGCACUAGAUACUUGUGAAGCCGAAUUGAUUAUACUCAGACAAGAAAAGGAAAAUUUACAAUUGAAAUUAAAGGAAGAAAAUAAUAGAAAUUCAAUUUUAGAAGAGAAAAAUGCCUCACUGCUUUCGACUCUCGAUGAUAUCAAAAAAGCAGAAAAAUUAGCGAGAGACGAAACAAGAUAUCUUGUAGAGCAAAAAGCGAAAAUUAGAUCUGAAUUACAAGAAAUUUACCAGAAGCAAGUGGAUGAAGUAGUAAAAGUUAAAUUACAAGAAUUUCAAACUCAACUUGAUGCUGCUGAGUCAGAAUUUGUUGAAGAACUAAAAACUAGACAACAAGUUAUUGCCGAGUGCGCAGCUAGAAAAAUCAAAGACAUUAUAGAUAAGCAUAAAUUAGAAAUAAAUUUAUUAGAGGAAAAGCAUAAAGAAGAGAAAACAUUAUGUGAGCUUCAAUUAGCAGAAGCUUUGCAAAAAUCGUCCUUUUUAGAAGCACAACUUACAUCUCAACGUGCUGCUAAAUCUCAACUUGCGGAACAACUUCACUCAGUAAUGCAGAAACAAUGGCAACAAGCCUUACAAAUUAUAUCAGGUGGAAAUAUGGAAAAUUUAACACCACUACAAAAAAUUCAUGCUGAAAAAUUAUUCGAAUCGAAAGGUCCAAGAAAGUCUGAAUCAAUGCCAAAUUGUUAUACGAAGAUUUCCCAGGAAUCAGUAAAAUUAAUGUCACAUGUACCGGAUGAGAAAAAUUUUCUUGAUCAAAGAGAAUAUGCCACGACUUCAUUCGAUGAAACUCCUCUAACUAGUAAAAGAGAUUCUAAGGAUGAUCUCCGAAAAUAUGUGAAAAUGAUUGCUGAGAUGCAGCAAGCAAAGGAAGAAUUUCCAAAAAUUACAAGAAGUAUUUCAAGUCCUCCUUUAACAUGUAGGGAAGUUCCAAGGAAACAUUAUUUGAGAAAGGAACCAAAUGAAGAUAACAUUAUGUGGCAACCUAUAUCAGAAACUACUGAGAACACCAUUGAAUUUAUUCCAGUUUCACAGAAGAUAUCAACAAAAGGAGAACAACAAAAAGUUAAACCACCAUGGAAAUAAUUUAUGGUAUUUAUAAGUGGAUCAUAAGUAGAUUAUGUCUAUACAGUGUAUUUAAUUAGCUAUAUUUAAAAUAUAUACAACAAAUAUUUUUUAUUAA